Messenger RNA from Eruca vesicaria subsp. sativa (arugula), 841 nucleotides. The record is from the annotation of a GenBank genome assembly. NCBI's taxonomy places the organism in Eukaryota, Viridiplantae, Streptophyta, Magnoliopsida, Brassicales, Brassicaceae.
UACUUUGGUCAUCUGAGAAAAACAAAAUGGCGGCGGCGGCGAAAGCAGCGGUGGUUUUGCCACGUCCAGUGACGUUUGUGACGGGAAAUGCGAAGAAGCUCGAAGAGGUGAAAGCUAUCAUCGGCAAUUCCAUUCCUUUCAAGUCUCUCAAACUCGACCUGCCCGAGCUACAAGGUGAGCCCGAGGAUAUCUCUAAAGAGAAAGCUCGUUUGGCUGCUCUUCAGGUAAAUGGGCCAGUGCUAGUGGAGGAUACAUGUCUCUGUUUCAAUGCUUUGAAGGGUCUUCCUGGGCCUUACAUUAAGUGGUUUCUUGAGAAGCUUGGCCAUGAAGGUUUGAACAACUUACUGAUGGCCUAUGAAGAUAAAUCAGCUUAUGCAUUGUGUGCAUUCUCUUUCUCGCAUGGUCCAGGUGCUGAACCUCUUACAUUUUUGGGGAAAACUCCGGGUAAGAUAGUUCCAGCAAGAGGACCAACUGAUUUCGGGUGGGAUCCAGUGUUUCAACCUGAUGGAUAUGACCAAACUUAUGCAGAAAUGGCAAAGGAAGAAAAGAACAAGAUAUCUCACAGGUACAAGUCUUUAGCAAUGCUGAAAUCUCACUUUAAGGAGGCUGGCUACGUGUUCCAGACAACAGAUGAUGAUACCAACUAAAGUGAACCCAGUCACCAUUUUCCCUCAGCUUUUAAAGAUUUGAGCACUGGUUCUCCUUUGUUCUAAAUUACAAUUAGAAACACUUUUGUUCACAAGUUCUAACCAAAACAUAAAAUGGCAAACGUAUUCAUUAGAUUUUGCUUUGUUCUCAAGAGACAGUUAAGUUAAUACUAAUCAUGGUCAUGAUUCAUGAA